GGAGCGGAGCAGAACGAGAACGCGGCGAACGAAAAGACCUCACCGUUUGCUUCCUCCUUCCUUCUGCUGUACGCCCUCUGCCGGUGGUGCUGGCCUGGGCAGCCCAACCGCAAACAACGAGCUCGUACAAUAGUGACAGCAUUUGUCAGUGCUGAAUCGUCCGCGCUGUAGAAUAGAUGCCUCGGGAUCGCUCCGAGCCGCAGAAGGAGUACUCGCGCCUGUUAUCGCUUUGUUGCGGUGAGGUACGGUUCAUGUGCCUGAUAUCGGAAGUACGCCCUGUGCUUGACGACUCCGGGUUCCGUUCGCCGGCAAAUAGUGGAUCUGUACUGGUGUGAAGCGUUGGCCCCAAACGAAGCCGAUCGACACGGGAACUCUCAUGCACCGGUAGCCCUCUAAUCCCAAUCAACCGCCGUGGAGCUGGAGAACAGAUUUUUGGAGACAUUUGGGUAUAUGAUCCCAAUAGCUCCAAUAGCUGAGUUAUCCUGGAGCGUUAGGACGCAUCCUAGCAUCGAGCGCCUGUCGAGGAAUACGCUCAGCGCAACGCAUCAAUCAAACCUCAUUAACGCGUACGACGAGCUCAACCUUGGCGUAGGACGGCAGCGUUCGGGAUAGAUAUUUCGUGGAUUGAUUCGCCGUGGAUCUGUGCUGAAGCUGGUCGGUGCAGAAUGCAAUAUGGUUGGGCCCGCGCAUUCUUACGCUAUUAGGGUAACGCCUUGUGUGUUCUGGUCGAAGCAGCUAGUAGCAGCACAUCCGGAGCAGCAGCAGCACCAGAAGCGGUUGUUGUUGUUGUCUUUAGACCAUUCCCAUCGUAACCAAGCGUUCGCUUGCACAGCUAUCAAGAAUGCGAUGCAUUAGCGUCUGGCCGGAGACUGUGCCAGUGGUGGCUCCAACAAUCGACAGUGACGAACUGUAGAAAAAAAAACGAACAGAAGCAAUUUCGUGUUUCCCUACGUGACAGUGACAGUGUAAUGUUCAGUGUAAUUCUUACGUGUCUCUGUUUUAUCUCAACUGUCAUACAUCGGGUGCAAAACACCGUGUGCGCGAUAGAAAAUAAGCGUGUAUGUAAAAAGUGUGUGUGCGUGUGCAUAUAAUUACUAUUGGUUCGAAUUGUACAAUUUUUUGGAUUUUUCAACCAACGAACGCGACGUUUCAGUUCUUUGCCGUACUUCCUGGCCUCAUCUUGUAACGGGGAAGUAGCUUGGUGCCAACAGAAGGAAACAUUGCGUGUGCAGCAGCGUAAGGCAGAAGAAGUAAUCCCCUCGCAGUACGUACACAGAGACGCCCGUCUGGAUUUGCUCCGCCAUUAAAGCAAAGCGGAAGACUAACGGCCAUAAACGUCAAACUUGGGGACCUCAUCAGCUGGAGACACACAAACACACAGCGCUCGGGGGGACAUUGCAAGAUCUCUAGCCCAGGCCCCGCACAGCUCACGCUACUCGCAACCCCAUCACGCCUACCGCAACAGGGACCACCGGGAGGAUGGAACAGAUCGUUACCACGAUUGUCUGCUUUUUAAUGAUUUUGGCCAUCGUUCGCGUGGGCAGCGUACCUGCACCGAGUGACAUCAUAUCUGGGCGUGAGUUCCUAUCGAUACUUAUGAAACCGACCGACGGCGAAACGGUUGCCGCGCCUAAGCAACAACCGUCCCGCAGCUUCCGUGGGCUGCGCAAGUUUCGACACUUCUUCUACGAUCAGUCCAACGCGGACGAUGAUACAAUACUGCCGAUCGAGGCACUGUUCACGUCCCAGGAAGAUCUGGACCGGAGCAGCACACGGUUUUACGGUUCCAGGAAGGGAGGACACCGAGCGGACAGCGGUAGCACGGCAACGCCUGCUACGACAACACUCGUUCCAACAGUGGGGUUGGUGAAUGAUCCGGUAGAUCCGGUCACUACCUCAGCACCCUCGUGGCUCGUUGACGGCGAGCCAACGACGCCGCAGACGGAGGCGAAUGGAACGGCCGGCGAGAGUACAACGGAGCUCACGACACCACCGGAAGACAUUAGCACGGUAACCGUUGUCGGGAUGUCGGUGGAGGAGGAGAAAGCCACUGAGAUGCCGACGGUAAGGACCGUCGGACGGUACGCGAAGCGUGCCAAAGCGAUCCACCAACCGGUAGAGUAUGUGAAGGAGGUGUCCCCCGUCCGUCACUCGAAUGCGCACCGUAGCGAGCUUUCGGUCGAGGAGCGUGGACCGACGAUCAGCAAGGAGGAGCAAGGAGAGCCGGACUCGGCGAAGGGAGAAUCCUCCUCAGUAGCGAAGCUGGUGGCACCACCGGGCACUAUCUCCCAUCAGCGCUAUCGUACGCAGCGCAAGCAAGAGUCUAACGGUGGACCCGCCUUCCAAACGGUGAGCUAUCGUGACCGAAAACCGGCCGACGGUUCAGCGUGGCGAGAUAGCAACGGUGAGCCACGGUUGGAGAGCGACCGAAAGGCACCGCUCAAGUCGACGCGGGAGAAACCCAUCCCGCAGCUGUACUCCGAACCGGCACGGUUUUAUUCCGAACCGGCACAGUUCUAUUCCGAACCGGCGAAGGUGUACUCGGAACCGGCCAAGGUGUACGGCGAACCGGAGAAGGUAUACUCGGAACCGGCACGGGUGUAUUCCGAACCGGCCAAGGUGUAUUCGGAACCGGCGAAGAUCUACUCCGAGCCGGCGAAGAUAUAUUCCGAGCCGGCAAAGAUUUACUCGCAACCAUCCAGCUACUGGCAAACGGCUUACUCACCAAACGAUCCGUCGACAACCACGACGACGACGACGACCACAACGAUGGCACCAACAACGACGGAGCCCACCGCAACCGAACCGUACACAUCGGCGAUGUCCGCCGGCACUACUGUCGGCUCGGUGCGGUUAGUUUUUAACGAGCUGGACAAGAUCCCGUACGACCAGCUGAAUGCACCGACGGUUGACGGUGAUGGCGUUGGAUCGAUCCAUAACGCAAUCGGGAAGUUUGUGCCGAAGCAAAGCCACGAUAAGCCGGAACAGCAGGGCGAUUCGCAGCAGGAGGAUGGAUUUGCUGGACAGCCGCCGGCAGGCCCCGUUGUGCAAACGCUAGCACCGGUACUCGGGUCCGGCGACGAUUCGAAGGUUGGGUACGUGGUGGAGGGACGCAACUAUCGGAAGUAUCGGGUGGAGGAGAAAACGCCGGACGGUUUCAUCGUCGGCGAGUAUGGCGUACUGUCGCACAACGAUGGUAAUCUGCGGGGCGUUCGCUACACGGCCGAUUCGGACAUUAAUCCACGGCUGAUAUAUGACGCGCUGUUAAAGUUUCUCUCCCUAUGAAGUUGCUCCCGGUACUGGAAACCGACAGCUGCACCGAAAGUCGUCUGAAGUCGAGUCAUAUGUAGCCAAAAAGUAGCAAAACAGUCAAGCAGGGCGCGAUGAGCAGAUCUGAGCGGAUGUAAGCGGAGAUAGAAACAUGAAGGUGAAAGUAGAAUAGGCGGAGAGAGACAGAGAGGGGGAGACACAGAGAGAGAAAGAGCAAAGUAGCUAGAGAAAGAAAAGGAUGUCGGGUUGGAAGCUGUACAUGCAAAGAUGUAGUUGAUGCCAUAUUCCUAACCAACUCGACAGAAAGCAUUCGGAGCCUUGAAGAAACCUUGAAGAAGCCUUGAGAAUUUAGCAGCUUUCCUCCUCUACACCUGCAAUAAUAACUCCACUGCCCCAAACCAGAUUUCCCCGAUAGAAAAAUGUAUCGUUAGUAACGGUUGGGUGACUCGAAACAGGCUUCUGGACCUAGAUAUCUGAUAGAGUACCGUAUAAUAAGUAAUCCCCUCCUCAGGCUCGUCAGUUUGCCAUAUAUAUAUGUAUGCUUCCGUUUCAUUACACUAAGUGUGUUAGGCGUUGUUGUGGUUGAAAGUAACUUGCCAAAAGAAUGCUAGCAGUGUACCCGGUCAGGUAUGGAUUUAGCGGGAGAUAGACGACGGUGUUAGUUUGCUGAAGUACACUAAUUUUAUAAGGCCAUUCCGCGCUGAAGCGCUAAUGAUUCGGUGGUGUAGCAGUCACUCGCCACGGUUGCAGUAGGUCGGUAUCAGCACGUCAAACACUCUCGAUGGUACCAUCCUUCACGUCACCCCUUUUAUUGAAUUAAAAUGUGAUAAUAGUGUAGAGAUAUUUAACUUAACUUAACGUAGCCGGUAAGCGAUUGGUUUCGUCCGUUUCGUCAGUCUUGCCGGGAGCUGCCACUGCUGUUGCGACUACUGUUUCUGCAGGAGUGCUGUGUUUUUCGUUUGCUCAAGUCAGUUUUAAUGUUGCCGAUGCAAAGCGAGCUAGGCAUGGGAUGUAUCUGAUCAGAUGAGGGAUAGGUAGGAUCUAAUAGGUAUAGUGCGAUCCUCUUGAGUAUGUUUGCCCAGGGUUUGCCAUACGGAACCUAGCAGCCUGGUUGGCUUGCAAGUCUUUUAUACGUCUACACUUUAGUUGAAGGCAGGAAGCACUACGCGUUUAGGAUUACUGGGAAGGGUUUGAUAGGAUAGGAAUGUAUCGAUUGUCAGGCUAGAGCUACCAGGGGAUACAUUAGAUGUUAAGGUAGGAUAAACGCAUAUAAGUAGAUUGUGUAUUGCUGAUGCAGCUUUUUUGUAGUUUUAGGUCAGGGUGAGCCGGAUCAGGUCGGAUACAGGUCCACAAAAAGGAAGUUGUAUCAUUUGCUUAAAGCCUAUCAAUCAGGAAGAUAACUAGUGAAGAAACUUAAGCAGAUAAGAUUGUGGUCGUUCAUUCCAGAGCCUCCAGAAGCUCUUAAUAGAUACCCGCUCUCUCUCUCGCUCACGCAACUUCUCUAGUUGUCUCUUUCUCUCGCUCUCUCUCUUGCUCUUGCUUUCGCCGAAAAACAGCUGAAGAUAGCGUGUCUUCUGUCUUCCUGCCGAACCGGAUGUCCCGUCCCUCCCUUCCCACGGGAACCGAAUCAUUACUUUUUCGGAUAAGAAUUGUGUAAUAAAUGUACUCCUCUUUCCUCAGCAAA
Messenger RNA from Anopheles stephensi (Asian malaria mosquito), 4954 nucleotides. RefSeq lists its product as uncharacterized. The transcript has 3 exons. Bases 1480 to 3285 code for a protein of 601 amino acids. The record is from RefSeq and is a predicted model, not a curated record. Lineage: Eukaryota; Metazoa; Arthropoda; Insecta; Diptera; Culicidae.